Polyodon spathula (Mississippi paddlefish) is the source of this 4054-nucleotide messenger RNA. Its product is annotated as tumor necrosis factor receptor superfamily member 16-like. NCBI's taxonomy places the organism in Eukaryota, Metazoa, Chordata, Actinopteri, Acipenseriformes, Polyodontidae. The record is from RefSeq and is a predicted model, not a curated record. Bases 515 to 1759 code for a protein of 414 amino acids. Gene Ontology annotation, molecular function: coreceptor activity; death receptor activity; nerve growth factor binding. Gene Ontology annotation, cellular component: plasma membrane; cell surface. The transcript has 6 exons. Gene Ontology annotation, biological process: Rho protein signal transduction.
AUUUUUUUAUUGUUUGAUUGUUUGUUAUGAGUUUUGAAUGAUACGGGACACUUUGAAGUCCAGUGGUAGUCAACUUAAUGUACAGCAUAUUGGAAAGAUACUUACAGUCCAAAAGGGGCGUUACUUCAGUCGGGGGGCUCGCACUCAACUGGUGAGAGGCGUCUCAUUGCUAUGAAAGCAGAAGCUUCACUGCGUCCCAACCCAAAAGAACUGUCCGCUCUGCUGCAGCAGUGAGUCGUACACUCUAUCACGCACUAUAGAGCAACGAACCCACCUGACCCAGCCUGCCGCCUGCAAAUCUCAGAGACCCCGGCUCAGGGUGUGCAUUGGAAACAGAAGAUCAUCAGACAGCUCAGGGGAAAGAAGAUACACAUAUUAUUAUUAAUAAUAAUAAUAGCAACACAUAAACUUUCCAACAUUAAAGGAUAUUAUUAAUAAUAAUACUAAUAAUAAGAAUAACAUUAUUAUUAUUAUUAUUAUACAUGAAUACUGUUUGAAGAGGUGACCAGCAAAAAUGGGAUUCGUGGUCUAUCUGUUUGUUUUGCUUCUCGGAGCGGUGGGAGUGCUGACUGCCCAGGAGCCCUGUGAUUCCCAGCAGUACACUACUAGCGGGCAGUGCUGUGAGGUGUGCCAGCCUGGAGAGGGCAUGGUGAAGAAGUGCGGGGUGAAGCAGACCGUGUGCGCCCCCUGCAUAGACAGUGAGACCUUCUCAGAGAACUACAGCGCCACAGAGACCUGCAGGCCUUGCACUCAGUGUAAAGGCCUCCUGCGCAUGAAAGCACCAUGCACUGAAAGCGCAGACGCAAUCUGUGUGUGCGACUACAACUACUACAUGGACAAAGUGACUGGGGACUGCCAGGCCUGUACACUGUGCCCACUCGGACAUGGGGUGUGGACAGAGUGCACCGAGGAGAUGGACACUGUGUGUGAGCCCUGCCCAGAGGGGACCUAUUCCGACCAGGAGAGCAGCAUGGACCCUUGCCUGCCCUGUACCAUCUGUGAGGACGAUGAGUACGAGGCGGAGAGUUGUACACUGACCUCCGAUUCCCUCUGCAAAGAACUGAACCCCAGGUUUUACACCCCUAUCCCCACGAUGGACAUGACAGACAGCACCUUGGGAGGAGGGAUCCCAAAAAUGACUCCCCCCACGGACACCGUGACCACCACAAAUCCCAGCUCCACUCGCAUGGGCGGCGUUGGCAUGGACCAGAACCUCAUCCCCAUCUAUUGCUCCAUCCUAGCAGCCGUGGUGCUGGGACUUGUGGCCUUCAUCGUGUUUAAAAAGUGGAACAGCUGCAAGCAGAACAAACAGGGAGCCAAUAACAGGACCGUGAACCAGACCCCGUCUCCGGAGGGAGAGAAACUGCACAGCGACAGUGGAAUCUCCGUGGACAGCCAGAGUCUCCAGGAACAGCAACAGCUGCAGCAGCAGCAGACUCUGUCACAGUCACCAGUGGUAAAGGUAGAUGGCAACCUCUUUACCAUCCUGCCCCCUCACAAACAAGAAGAAGUGGAGACCCUGCUUGCAGAGAAAAGCGCUGAAGAGGACUGGUGCAGUCUGGCCGAGCUACUGGGCUACCAGGAAGGGCACAUAGACACCUUUCGUCAAGAUGAGCACCCGGUGAAGGCCCUGCUGUCUGACUGGGGCUCCAAGGACUGUGCCACUCUGGAUGCCCUGUGCACCGCCCUGCGCAAGAUAAAGAGAGAUGACAUCGCCGAGAGCCUGAGUUCCGAGCCCACAGCGACCUCUGCAGUCUGAGGCUGGGGCUGUGCUCCACAGGACACACUGAAGAAGGAAGACAAGAAAGGGAGGGGGUUCUGUCUGAAGAAUUUCAGUUCAGACUCCCCCCCCCCCAUAGUGGGGGAUCUAAAAAAAAAACAAAGGACUGAUACUUUUAUAAGAAGAACUUGUGAAGGAUUUACAGAGUGAAUGUAGCCGGCCAACCCCCCACUAAAACUUUAAGACUUUACUCAUGUGCACUGAGGCAUCUAUUUUCAGUAUUGUCCCACCUCCCCUCCCACAUUUCUAGCCCCUCCUCCCUCGUUAUCAUUACAUUACGUAUGGACUGAAUGAGCAAUGCAAACAUAGUCAAAAAAAGAGGUACAUACCAAACACGUUCACUGUGACUGCAUCCAACAUCAAUUUGUGACAACGUGCAAUGGCAGAAUGCACAGCCUUGAUUGACUGUGUGUCGACAGUGGGGACAUUAUAAUCCCCCUGUUAUGUGCAAGAUUCCCGCAAAAUCUGUGUAAACUACAUAGCUGUUCUCUCUUCCUCAAUCUGGCUCCACACUAGUUUGGUUUAGGACUAGGUGGGACUGGGUUUGAUUCUCAGCUUUGCUACUGGUUGAUUCACUGUGACCUUGGACUUGGCUACCUUAUUGCAUCUAAUGACAAAUUAAGAACAUGGCUAGAUCAAGUAUAUAUUGUAUAUCCUGUAAAAUAAAAUCAUGCCAUUGUACGUAAAGCAAUCAUUUAGGAGUGGCCCUCAAGAGAAAAUAUUGCUGAGUGAAUGGGGGUUGAUGAGUGAGAUUUAAAAGUUGCUCAUCAAUGGGAUGUGUCCCCUAUUAGAAAUAUUCUUCACAAUGCUCUAUGAACUGGUGUGAUCAGUUUUGUCCUAGUAUGGCAAAUUUGUGCCAAACAGUCUGCGACUGCUUCUUUAGAUGGCUUUGUAAUUAAAUCAUAAGCAGUUUAUCAGCAUGAGUAAGAGUGUGUUCCAGUAUUCAGUUUCCCUACACAAGCAGAGUAGCCUUUACAAACUUGGCAAUUCCUGGCAGUAUGGAUCCCAUUCAUGAAUUCAUUUUUUAAAUGAUGGAUGAAUCUCAAUGAACAUAAUAUAUCAAAACCCCCAUUGAAAUGCUGUUCAUCCUUGUUUGCCAGACUUUCACCGAAUCUGGUAAAGCCUAAUUUCUCGCCCAACACUAGAAGUUGAUUUCCUCUGUGUUACAGGUAAUAGGACCCGACCCCUUGACCUCAUGGUUUUCCAAGUCCUAUUAAAUGUAGCACAAGCACUGAACUGGCUGUGCAGUUGCUGGAUACAAUGGGAGUGAAACACAUUGAAAAUAAAGUGUAACAAAAAAGAUACACAGUAAAAUAAUGUUUUCUUGCUUGAGGUAAGAAAGGUAUUGUUUAAUACAUCUUUUUGUUUUCAUAAGGCAGUGGGUACUGAAGCUGAUGCAUGUUAGUUAGACUCACCCAUGACAUUCUGCAAGAAUAUCAAAGACGCAAGUUGCCAAAUUGGCACAUGCUUGCGUGAAAUAAGUCGAUAACUUAGACAAUCCUUUUAUUAAAGGGACGCUGCUGUACAUAGAUUUCUACAUAGAUACAUCUCACUGGAGAAUGCAGUCAGAGUCAAUCCCCUCCCCACCAGUCCGACUUUUUUGAGAACUUUCAUGUUGCGUGCAUUUGUACGCAAAUAAAAAGUCAAUAAUUAAUUACCAAAUGAAGGCACAGAAAAAAAAAAAAAAAAUAUAUAUAUAUAUAUAUAUAUAUACCCUAGUGUGUAUUUUACUUUCUGGGCAAGGUGACUGUAAGUGAACACACUAGUUUCAGACCUUUUCACGAUACUUCAAUGGCAGUAGUUACAAAUCUAGCAAAGCUCCUUUUUAAAACAUAGUGCAGGUCUUGAUGCCUUGGCUGAACCAAACCAAUUUUGUUUCAGACCUACAAACCUAGUAUGUAUAUGUAACAGUUAACAAAGCAGUCAAUGCCAGUAUUGCAAUGGAUGAAAACUGUUUGUUUUCUCUCCUGGUGGAAAAAAAAAAGAAAAGGAAAUGAAGACGACUUCCCAUCACUGUAAGAAACUUUAAUUUUGUAUUUUUUGUAUUUUAAUUUUUUUAUGCUUCAAUAUUAUUUUAUAGCACUUAAUUACUAGAAAUUAAUAUGGUAUUAAACUAAAUUCCAAGCGCCUGUUUCUUCAUCAGGACUUGUAUUUCUCUUUAUUUUAUUUUGUUUUAUGUUGGUUGUUGACAAAAAUCUGACACUGAUAACACUGUGUAACAAAUUAUUAUUAUUUUUGUUGUUCCUGGGUAGUAAGUGUUAUUUCCUAAUUGCU